GGAAGAGGAGGAGAGCAGCCAGUGCCUGGCCCGCGCCCGAUCCCGCAGCCAGUUGGGAAGCCGGGCGCGCCGCGAUGAGCCCGUGGCUCAGUCUCGUGGUGCUUCUCAGCAGCUGGAGCCUGAGGGACCUGGGGGCGGACGCGUGCACUUGUUCCCCAAGUCACCCCCAGGACGCCUUCUGCAACUCGGACAUCGUGAUCCGUGCCAAGGUGGUUGGGAAGAAGCUGGUGAAGGAGGGACCCUUCGGGACUCUGAUAUACACCAUCAAGCAGAUGAAGAUGUACAGGGGCUUCAGCAAGAUGCCCCACGUGCAGUAUAUCCACACGGAAGCUUCUGAGAGUCUUUGUGGCCUGAAGUUGGAAGUCAACAAAUAUCAGUAUCUGCUGACAGGCCGCGUCUAUGACGGCAAGAUGUACACGGGCCUGUGUAACUUCGUGGAAAGGUGGGACCGGCUCACGCUCUCCCAGCGCAAGGGGCUCAAUUAUCGUUACCACCUGGGCUGCAACUGCAAGAUCAAGUCAUGCUAUUACCUUCCCUGCUUCGUGACCUCCAAGAACGAGUGUCUCUGGACGGACAUGCUCUCCAACUUCGGCUACCCUGGCUAUCAGUCAAAGCACUACGCCUGCAUCCGGCAGAAGGGCGGCUACUGCAGCUGGUACCGGGGCUGGGCGCCCCCCGACAAAACGAUCAUCAAUGCCACCGAUCCCUGAGCUGCCGUCCCUCCCCUUCCCCUUCCCUUCCUCUUCCGGCUGAGCUACCCUCGGACACUAACUCUUACCAGAUGAUGACAAUGAAAUUAGUGCCUGUUUUCUCGCAAAUUUAGCACUUCGAACACUUAAAAGGAAAAGUCUAUGCCGUUAUAAUGAGUUUAUUUUUAGUCACAUUUCCCUCCCCUCCCCACUUCUUUUUGGCUUUGAUAUCACCCAUUUCCACCUGGGGAAAUCGGAUGGCUUGCCAGAAAUGAACAAGGAGAGCAAACUUCUUCUAUCAGCGUCUAUAUAAUCUAUAUUUUUUUAGGAAAACAAAAAUCUAAAAACUAUCCCGGUUGGGCAUUGUAAUCCCUUCCUCUGUCCCUUCCCAUACUCCUUCCCUCUUUCUCCCCAGUGCACAAAUUAUAUACAGACAAGGCAUUUUCUGAAGGGAGAAGAGCUGAUAGGAUGGGCCAACACUGGCAAGGAAACAAAUCCCAAGGCAUGUGGGGAAUUUAGAACCACGGGGAGAUGGGAUUGGAUACCCUAACAGCCUCUUGGAACUCUUGUCUGCAUGUAGGAUUGAGAGCUUGCACACCAGAGAGGGUGCGAUGAGGGGGAGGUAGGUGUCCCCCAGCUGGGUGGGCUCUCCCUAGAUCCCACUCUUCCAACAGUGCAGAGCCAGGAGGGAAUGUGCCUGCCUUUUACAGCAAACCAGGUGAAAGGCUGAGCCCCCCCAAGAAGUGCUCCUAGAAACUCGAUGGGCUCUGUUGGGCAGGGAGAUGAACAUGUACAUUUGAAACACACACACACACACACACACACACACACACACACACACACACACACACCUCUUAGCUAGAGUCCUUUAAAAUGUUGCUUAGAGAAUACCAUUGUCCAAUUAGCUUUCAGCUCAAAGGGGGAGGGGGGAAUGUAUUUAGGUGCACAUAUACCUAUAGCCACACAGAGGUAUAUAAGCUAAGUUUUUCCAGGACACAGAAUUACGUUCAAUGCUGUUGAACUCCUCUUUCUCCCUGCCUUUUUUUGUUUAAAGAUGAAAACCCUGACAUUCCAAGUUGUUGGCUUUUGAUAUUACAUUUUUCAACUCCGUGGCAGGGGCCCAGAGCAGUUAGAACCUCUCAUCACCCCCACCCCCCCCCAAGGCUGGUGGCCUUAAUGUGGCAUCUGGGGCAAGGAGAUGGGAGAGCUGGGCGGGGG
Dromiciops gliroides (monito del monte) is the source of this 1907-nucleotide messenger RNA. It is a transcript of the gene TIMP3, whose product is annotated as TIMP metallopeptidase inhibitor 3. The record is from RefSeq and is a predicted model, not a curated record. Gene Ontology annotation, molecular function: metalloendopeptidase inhibitor activity; protease binding. Gene Ontology annotation, biological process: negative regulation of endopeptidase activity; negative regulation of membrane protein ectodomain proteolysis. NCBI's taxonomy places the organism in Eukaryota, Metazoa, Chordata, Mammalia, Microbiotheria, Microbiotheriidae. Gene Ontology annotation, cellular component: extracellular matrix.